Setaria italica (foxtail millet) is the source of this 843-nucleotide messenger RNA. RefSeq lists its product as uncharacterized. The record is from RefSeq and is a predicted model, not a curated record. Bases 30 to 692 code for a protein of 220 amino acids. Gene Ontology annotation, cellular component: plasma membrane. Lineage: Eukaryota; Viridiplantae; Streptophyta; Magnoliopsida; Poales; Poaceae. The transcript has a single exon.
CACGAACUCAUCAACGAAAACUAGCGGAGAUGACGGAGGAGGCCACGAAGAAGAAGGGAGUGAUGUCGAGGAGGAGGAAGGCGCACUGCACGGCGUGCUGCGUGGUGCUGGCCGUGCUGGCCAUCCUGGGCGCGCUGGCGCUGGCCUUCUACCUCCACUACCGCCCGCGUCCGCCGCGCGUGGUGGCGACGCCCGUGGACUUGAGCAUCGACGAGUUCGCCCUCCUCCCGCACCCGACCCUCCGGGUCUCCGUCGGCGUCCACGUCGUGGUCACCAACCCGAGCAACUCCCCCUACCGGUACGGCGCGGCGCUGAGCGCGGUGACCUACCACGGCGCGCCCGUCGGGGAGACGCUGGUGCCAGCGGGGGAGAUCGGCGGCAAGUCCACGGCGCGGGUCGAGCCGGUCACCGUCGUGGACGGGGUGAGGGUGGCCGAGAGCCCGCACUUCGCCGCCGACGCCGUCGCGGGCGUGCUGCCGUUCGUGGCCGUGGUGAGGGUGGUGGGCAAGGCGCUGGUGCUGCACGCGUUCGAGGUGCCCGUCACCGUCGAGGUCGUCUGCCUCGUACGGAUGUACGUGUUCCACGGCGAGAGCAGCUCGCGGUGCGCCUCCACCGUGCGCACCGGGUCCAGGGCCGCGGUCUCCGGCUCCGGCGGGGGGUUCCCGGCGGGGCAUGCGCACGAGCAUGAGUAGGCGGCUAGGCGCGUGCACACCUGAUGGCUGUUGGAUUUGCUUGUGGCGCGGCGGCAGCUAUGGUUUACGAGAAUGUACCAUGCAGUAAAAAUCCAACAAUGUACUGGUAGUUUUUUUUUUAAAAAAAGGAAGAAUGUACUGCUAGUUUUUA